AUCUUGAACGUCAACAAUGUAGGUAGGGAAGGAUGAACUCGUGGCUCAAAUACCUUUGGGAAACAAGGCCUACAUCUAUUAUAGUUUCGGGAAUCGUCACAUCAGCAGUUGCCUAUGGGAUCUACAAAUUAAUCAAAUUCUUGCAAGAAUCAGAAUGCAACCAAGAGCCCGACGAAUACUUCCGAAAAGUUAAAAAUGUAACUCGUUCGGAGCGUCCGAGGACACGAGUACUUGUGGUCGGGUUGGAUGGGAGCGGGAAAACCGCAUUCGUGGAGUGUUUAAGUAAGGGAAAAGAAGAGAAUGUAAUGCCGCGACCAACUGUCGGCUUCAACGUCAAGUCUGUCACCAUAGGGAACGUCAUGUUCGACAUUUGGGAUGUUGGAGGAUCAGAAAUGUGUAGAUCUUAUUGGAAAGAAUUUGUAAAAGGGAUCCAUGUAAUGGUUUGGGUGGUGGAUUCAACGGCAAACGAGGCGAGGUUGGAAGAGAAUGCUAACGAACUGAGGAAAUUUCUAAAGCUGGAGGCCGCUAGUAACAUUCCCAUUCUUUUUGUUGCAAGUAAACAGGAUCGAGAAAAUGCCCUUCCCCCAGAAGAAGUUAUGCAGCAGAUACAAGCAUAUGCAACUGCUGGGGCCAGCCGGAAGUGCGCCGUUGUUGGAACCGAGGUAAUCCCAGGUGGAAGGCGGAAGGGGAUAUGGGAUUCGUAUCAGCAUCUUGUUUCCUUUACUUCAUAGCAUCACAGGAAAUUACUGUUUUGAAAAAAUAACUCAUUUGUAUGAUUGUAGAUCAUAUUUUAUAUUGCUAUAAUAAGAAUAUCAGAGAUUUAUAACAUUGAGCUUUUAUAUACGGCGGUUUAGAGUCGGUGGAUUUUUAUACAUUGUAGACGUUUUGUGAUACUAAUGCAUCUUUUAAAAGAAAUACUUUUCGUUGUUUUAUAAUACUUUUAUUGGUAUUUUUACGUGUAGAGUUUUAUUGUAUAGCU
Molecule: messenger RNA, 979 nt
Organism: Saccostrea echinata
Lineage: Eukaryota; Metazoa; Mollusca; Bivalvia; Ostreida; Ostreidae
Exons: 4
Coding region: 33-731 (232 amino acids)
Biological process (GO): cilium assembly
Cellular component (GO): cytoplasm; microtubule cytoskeleton
Molecular function (GO): GTPase activity; GTP binding
Source: RefSeq, a predicted model, not a curated record